CGUCUGGGCGGGGCCGCGCGGCUGCCCCCGGGUGCGUGAGGCGUGUUGGAGGUAAUAAAGUGCGAGGCGCUUCCUAAGGGUAAAAAGGCCGCGUCUGCAGUCCUGCAGGUGUUUGGGGAGAGCUGUGGUUGAUCCCCGAGAGCAGCACAAACCGGCCUUCGCCGCUUCAGCUACCACUCGCAGCUACCCUGCGGCUCCGGCAUGUUCCCGUGUCGGAGGUUGACCACGAGGGCAGAUCAGUUCCGAGGCUGUCACGGUGUGGCAUGCCGAGCCGGUCCCCCGUGCCCCUAGUCUGGCUUUUCUGCACGGGUUGCGGUCAGCCGAGAGAGCGCUGGCGGCUUCAGUUAAUCUGUAAACGCAGAAAUGCAUACUAAAGAAGGAAUCGUGUGGCUCCCCUGACGCGUACAGAUUCCUGCAGGAAUUUGCAAGCAUGCGCAGGCAUAAUCUUGACCCAGCUUUUUAUUUCAGUAAGAAGUGUGGAGCAACACAUCAGCACUCUUUUCAUCUCUGUCAGCAUCCAGUCUUUGUGGGUGAUGAUUCAGCCAUCGGACUAAUCUCAGAUGAGAUACGCGUUUGCUAGAAAGAGACUGCUGUCUUAAAUCUUAGGUUUGGAAGUUACAGUACAGAGCAUGAUCUCCUUCAUAUGGCUAGAAUUGCACAGAGGGACAGAAAUCUGUUUCUAUGAAAUAACAUGCAGAUCAAGGCUUUAGAGAGGGGGGAAAUCACUAGACCUGCUGAUAUCAAUGGAGACUAGACAAGAAUUAAACUCUAGGUCCUCAAUAGCUUCUGGAUGGUUAUAAUCAGGACAAUAAUACCAAUAGAAAGGGUAAUGCUGCAGGUGAGGUGUAACUAGAUGAAACAGACAGCGUGUGACGAGAGAUGAAUUGAGAAGACAGGAAAACUGGAAGAAAACUGAUGAAGGGAGGCUGAUGCAGGAAGAGGCUGAAGAACAAUGGCCUCCUUCAGCAACCUGACUAUUGGCAUUGCUCUUGCCAGUUUUACUGUAUUUCAGCUGCUGUUCCAUGUUUUAAGUUCUUGGGUGUCAACACGAAUAACACCUGGUUUUAACAAUCUCAGCCAAAAAAGGAAGAUCGAAUGGAAUUCAAGGACAGUGUCCACAUUCCACGCCUUGGUGGUUGGUGGGUUUUGCCUAUAUAUUUUGUUGUAUGAUGACGCUGUUAAUGCUGACCAUCUCUGGGGUGACCCUUCAAUUGUGAAACUGAAUAUUGCUAUUACUACAGGCUACCUCAUUUCUGAUUUGUUGCUUAUUAUUUACUACUGGAAGGCAAUUGGUGACAAAUUUUUUGUAAUACAUCACUUGGCAGCUCUGUAUGCUUACUAUUUUGUACUGAGCAAAGGUCUGUUGGCUUAUUUUGGAAACUUCCGUCUGCUUGCAGAGUUCUCCACUCCUUUUGUCAAUCAGCGGUGGUUUUUUGAAGUACUGGGAUAUCCCAAAUCUUCAAAGGCCAACAUCAUCAAUGGUGUGCUGAUGACAGUUGUGUUCUUCGUGGUGAGGAUUGCCGUCAUGCCUAUAUAUUACAGCCAUGUAAUUUCUUCAUUUGGAACAGAGGCUUUCCAGAGAUUAGGAUUUGCAGCCCAGAGCGCCUGGAUGAUCUCAAGUGUUGUCUUGGAUGUUAUGAACGUGAUGUGGAUGGUCAAAAUUGCAAAAGGAUGCUACAAAGUAAUUUGUCUUAUCGGACAGGAGGAAGCCAAAACUCAUAGAAAUGGAAAAUCUGACUAGAAAUCAUAUACAUAAAAUGAAAUUUCUGCUAUGAAAAUAAUUUUGGUUCACUGAAACAGUGUACAUUUCUGCCAUGGAAUGCUCCUCUUAAGGAAACAAGGUAUUACCUCUGUACUGACCUUACUCUUUCCCUAUCCACACUGCCUGCACGCCCAGGGCCACGCUUUUCGGAUCCUGUCUGGUGAGGAAUAAAAGCAAACGCUCACACAAAUGAGUUCCACGUGUCUGUUCUAAGCAGUUACAAGCUACUGAAUUUAGAAUGGAGCAGACUGGUUACUUGCUUGUUGUCCACCAGUGUGUUCGAAGUGUUUCACUCAGGUUUCUCAGAUUAAUGUGUUUUAUAAAUCCAGUGAAUACUGACAUCUCUCUUUUUUUAGAAAACAAAACAAAAAAAUCCCCAAACUCCUGAUAUGGUGCAAUUUUCCUGGCACGUUUCUAUGUUUUCUUCUAGGAAUAACAAUCAAGAUUUCAUUCUUGACAACUUUUUAAUUUUUGCAAGAAAAGCUAAAAAUUUAGCUUUGAUUCGGUGAAGUCUUUUACUGUUUUUUGUUCUGCCUUAUAUGAAUGCAAACCAUUUUGGGAAAUUUAUGAAAUAAUUUUAUCUAAAAUGCUGUAUUAUAAGACUACAGAAUAUCUUAAAAAUUGUUAAAAUUCUCUGAUUUUAAUGGGAAGGAUUCACUUUUGCUGUGUUAGAUUACAUGCAAUAGUACAUCUUCUAAAUUGCCCAUGGAAUUUUUUUUAUAAACUAGUAUGGUAAAUGAUGUGUGGAAACAGCAUAAUUCUUACUGGAGUGCUUUUUCCUUUGCUGCUACUACCUUUGAGAAGUGCUGCAACUCUCCUGAGAGUAUUUUUAACCAUUGGCUAUUUGGAUGCGAAGUUUAACUGUAAAGAGAUAAAAUUCUUCUGUAUAUGUGUUGUGUAACUUACAGUAAUACUCUUUUUUCUUUUAUCACAGAAAUGACCCAUUUGAUAUGAAGUGUUGAGGUUUUUUGUCACUUUUUCCUUGUUAAUCACAUCAGAAAUCUGAGGUGUUGACUAAAAACAUUCUUGAAUUAACUGUGCCAAACUUCUGUAAAGCUGUACAGUAAUUCUGUAGAAUGACAGUUCGCUUCUGUAGGCACAACGUUUUAUUUUUUUUAAACCAUGUAUUUGUCAAUAGGUACCCUGUUCCUUCUUCUGCAAACUUAAAGGUUUGGAGGUCAUCAGAGAUGAAUCUUACCAUCUAGGAAUAGCCUAGAAUGUAAUUUAUAAUACAAUUUGAGGAAAUUCUGCGUUUUGUUUUAUUUUUAAAUGAUUUUGAGAGCUGUA
Messenger RNA from Aquila chrysaetos chrysaetos, 3049 nucleotides. It is a transcript of the gene TLCD4, whose product is annotated as TLC domain containing 4. Bases 953 to 1741 code for a protein of 262 amino acids. The record is from RefSeq and is a predicted model, not a curated record. Gene Ontology annotation, biological process: lipid homeostasis. The transcript has 10 exons. NCBI's taxonomy places the organism in Eukaryota, Metazoa, Chordata, Aves, Accipitriformes, Accipitridae. Gene Ontology annotation, cellular component: membrane; endoplasmic reticulum.